AUGUAUUUGACUCCAUAUGAGGACGGCGUGUUGUAUACAGGUACUGGGGGAAUAAGGAGAAUCAAUAAUGAUGGUGAUCAGUUAUUUUUACCAAUGGAGGGGAAUUUAAGAGGCAUUACAUUUGUAGAACCUAAUACAAUAUAUGUCUGCAAGGGGUCCGAAGUUGAAAAGCAUACCACUGGAGGUACAAUGCUUCUAAGUGUUAAAUACAACGACCAAGGGGACCAGAUGUAUAGAAACGCUGAAAAUAUUUCAAUAAAUGGAAAAGGGGAUAUUUGUGUGGCUGAUUAUGAUUCCGCUGGGAACACCGAUUCUCACUCUGGAGUUACUGUGGUUGAUAAGUUUGGGAAAUAUCGCUUCUCAUACUCUACAAAACCUCCCUCUUGGAUAAUGGAUCUUUGUUGUGACUCAGGUUUCCACAUAAUCAUUGGUUAUAUAUCUAACACAAUACACGUAAUAGACAAAGAUGGUCACUUUCUGCGAAAACUGGAAUAUAGUGGAAUUGAUAAACCUUGGAGUGUGACCAUUGACAAUGAAGACAAUCUCUUUGUUUCUCAAAUGCAUGACGAUUUUUUAAGAAUGAUGAAAUAUAUGUACUAA
Molecule: messenger RNA, 600 nt
Organism: Saccostrea echinata
Lineage: Eukaryota; Metazoa; Mollusca; Bivalvia; Ostreida; Ostreidae
Exons: 1
Coding region: 1-600 (199 amino acids)
Source: RefSeq, a predicted model, not a curated record